Messenger RNA from Colletotrichum scovillei, 1365 nucleotides. RefSeq names its product major facilitator superfamily transporter. Gene Ontology annotation, biological process: transmembrane transport. Gene Ontology annotation, molecular function: transmembrane transporter activity. NCBI's taxonomy places the organism in Eukaryota, Fungi, Ascomycota, Sordariomycetes, Glomerellales, Glomerellaceae. The record is from RefSeq and is a predicted model, not a curated record. Gene Ontology annotation, cellular component: membrane. Bases 1 to 1365 code for a protein of 454 amino acids. The transcript is spliced from 6 exons.
AUGCCCGAGACUCAAAUCUUAGUAGAAACCAAGAACAGCAGCAGCCACGAUGUCAAUAACCAUGAUAUCAGCGUUGCUCAUUCAACCUAUAUCCAUAUCGAUCGUGCCAAAGAAGCCAAAGUCGUGAGAAAGCUGGACCUAUACAUCACACCCGUACUCUUCAUCGUCUAUCUCUCAUGCUUCAUCGAUAGACGUGAUGCAGGAAACGUCAAAGUCGCCGGCAUGCCCGAAGAAAUCGGCGCCACAAACCAGCAAUACUCCACAGCCGUAUCCCUCUUCUUCGUAACCUACCCCCGCUUCGUUCUCACAGCACUUUGCGUAGUCUGGUCCGUCACGACAGUAGCCAAUGGUCUGAUUCGGAAUGUCGGCGGCCUGUACGCCUGUCGUUUGGUCCUCGGCGCUUGCGAAGGCGGUCUUUUCCCUUCUCUCAACAUGUACCUCACCAUGGUAUAUAAACGAGACGAGAUCGCGAAGCGCACGUCAUACCUUGUCUCGUGCACGGCAUUAUCCGGUGCCUUUGGGGGCCUGUUGGCGUACGGGUUGUUACAAAUGGACGGCGUUGGUGGAUACGCUGGCUGGAGAUGGGUGUAUCUCAUGGAGGGGGCGUUUAGUAUCACAUGCGCCUUUGCUGUAUGGUUCGGAUUGCCUAGCGAUGUCCGCAAAGCGUACUUCUUCGGUGAGGAGGAGCGAGCCAUCAUGGACAUGCGGCAUCAGGAGAGGUUGGACUACAUGGGCAGCAAUGAGCUUGAUUGGAAUGAAGUGAAGCUCGCUUUCUUGGACCCAAAGACUUGGCUCAGCGCGUGGACUCAAUUUUGCCAGAACAUCUUGACAAACGGGUUCGGCACUUUCUUGCCCUCGAUCUUACACGCCAUGGGCCACGGCACGCUAGCCAGCAACUAUCUGACAAUACCCGUGUAUUGCCUUGGCGCACUGGCAUUCUUCACUUUCGCUUUUCUGUCAGACAAGUACGGAAAGUGCGGCAUGUUCCUCUUCACUACCAAUCUUGUUGGCGCAGUAGGCUAUGCAAUACUGAUUGGUGUCAGUAACAAUGCUGUCAAAUAUUUUGCCUGCUUCGUCUGCACCAUCGCAGUGUACAACGGCACAGGGCUGAACCUGGCAUGGCUCAACACGAUCGGCAAUUCGGCCGGUGCUGCGGCAGGUCAGGUAUACAGAAGUUCACCGUAUCUUCUUGGGAACACUUUCUCGCUUGGUGCCAUAUUUGUCGCCGAGUGUCUGAUCGUCAUUCAUUGGCUAUUCCUCAGACGCUUAGAUAAAGAGAAGGAGGUUAUUCUUGCAGGUGCCGGGCCAGAUACGCGAAAGAAGCGGACAGGCGACCGAGAUGUUGAGUUCAGGUACCGUCUUUAA